Meleagris gallopavo (turkey) is the source of this 1874-nucleotide messenger RNA. RefSeq names its product KDEL endoplasmic reticulum protein retention receptor 3 (gene KDELR3). Gene Ontology annotation, molecular function: ER lumen protein retrieval receptor activity. Gene Ontology annotation, biological process: protein retention in ER lumen. Gene Ontology annotation, cellular component: membrane. NCBI's taxonomy places the organism in Eukaryota, Metazoa, Chordata, Aves, Galliformes, Phasianidae. The record is from RefSeq and is a predicted model, not a curated record.
CUCUCCUCCCCGGCCAGCCAGGAGCCACGUCACCCAGCGCUGCUCCGGGGCUGCUGAGAGGACAAAACCUAACUUUGCACAGGCCCUGCACAGAAGAGAAAGGCAGCGUCAGGGACGCAGUUCUGGGAGAGAGAAAGUCCAGGGACGUUGGGGCAGGGGACGUGGAGCCUUGGGAAGGCAUAGAGAAGAGAGCUCCGGACUCUGAGAGAAGGGAAAGUUCAGCCGGAGGAAAGCGUACGCUCGGCUGAGGACGGAACUCCCCGCGGGGUUUUACAGCUGCCCUCGCCCACCGCCGCCAUGAACAUCUUCCGCAUCCUAGGGGACGUCUCCCACUUGUUGGCCAUCAUCAUCCUGCUGGUGAAGAUCCACAGGUCCAAGUCCUGUGCUGGUAUCUCGGGGAAAAGCCAGAUUCUUUUUGCCCUCGUCUUCACUACCCGCUACCUGGACCUGUUCACAACCUUCAUCUCCCUCUACAACACCGUGAUGAAGGUCAUUUUUUUGAUAUGUGCCUACAUCACCGUGUACAUGAUCUACGUGAAAUUCCGGAAAACUUUUGAUAGUGAGAACGACUCCUUUCGCCUGGAGUUCCUCCUGGUCCCUGUGACAGGCCUGUCCUUCCUGGAGAACCACAGCUUCACCCCCCUGGAGAUACUCUGGACCUUCUCCAUCUACCUGGAGUCUGUAGCUAUCCUCCCUCAGCUCUUCAUGAUCAGCAAGACAGGGGAAGCAGAGACCAUCACAACGCAUUACCUUUUCUUCCUGGGCCUCUAUCGAGCCCUCUAUAUCGCCAACUGGGUCUGGCGCUACCACACCGAGAAGUUCUAUGACCAGAUUGCUGUGGUCUCUGGGGUGGUACAGACCAUCUUCUACUGCGACUUCUUCUAUCUCUAUGUUACCAAAGUCCUAAAAGGAAAGAAGCUAAGCCUUCCAAUGCCUGUUUGAAGCCGUUUCCAGACAACACCAGAAAUUCCAAAGAUGAAACUCUAUUGACCACAGCUUUCCUUUCCUGGCCCUUGUUGACUGAAGAAUGGCUCAGCUGGGCUUCACUCCAGUGCCAGGAAGACAGCGAGGCCAGGACAGCUGGUAUGCUUGUCACCUGGAUGAGACUCUCCCUCCAUUUUGUUGUGUUUCUUCUUACUUGAAAUUGGUGCUAAUAAGUAGUGCUGGCCAAUACUAAGAAAUACAGAUCGUUUUCUCCCUGUUCUUCCUAGCACUCACCUCUAUAACAUGCCUCUACCUUACCCUGAAACACCACAAGUAAAAGGGAAACUGUCACACAGUCCUUCAGUCCCCAACAAAUGCCAUAGUGAAGAGGGCGCGUUAUCAUGAAGUCUGAUAACAUAUACAAAGGUCACUGGCCCCUAUGUGCAACCACAGAAUAGCCCAAGUUGGAAUGAACCCACAAAGACUGAGUCCCACUCCUGGCUCCACGCAGGACCAUCCAAAAUUCAACAGUUAUACCACCCGUACGUGAACUACCGCCCUCUCAAAAAUUAACUCUGCUUGAACCCCAAUCUAUUAAGGUCCGCCUUACCUUCACAUGGCAGGAAUCUUCCAUUCCACAGGUAUUCCAGCACCCUCCCCACUCACUCAUCUCCAAUGAGGGUUCCUCACGUUCUACAGAUGAGGGACAUUUCGAUUAUAAUUCAGAGGGUUGCCAACAGAUGUUCCCAACCCCUUGGAUUUGACUUCUUUUAACAACUGGGAAGAACGGGGGCAAAUGUUGUUUUACGCUCCAAAAAUAAUAAAGACAAAAGUUCACAGUUUAUUGACAACAGUGUUUUUAUUUAUACCUACAAAAGAAAACAAGAUGGUAUCAAAAGGACAAUUUACAAACUAAGAAUAGUAACAUAGCUCUUAGUAUCCUGUGUCUG